GCUCCCAACAGCGCAUGCGCUGUUUGUGGAGAAAGCUAUCUAGAGCUGCUGUCGCCGCUAUGGGUAUAGCGCUGUGUUGAGAGAAAAAAAUACACCAAUUAUUCGUUUGGAAAGGAUAAAAAGUUAAUUCUUUACAGUGUUGCCAUAAAACAAAGGCAAGGGGAGCGACAAAGACGUAAUAUAUGUGGUUUGUCCCAGGUAGAAGAGGGAUGGAAAGGAUGGGUUGUGCAGAAAAUGUCGCCAAGCAUGCUGUGAUAACCUAAUCAACCUUCAUAUCGCAUUCUUCCGGGCACCUCUGUCCCCUGCUUUGUGAGAAACACUCUAUGGUGACCUUGCCCAUUAUGGAAUGACAUGCAUGCCAUCCUCAAAACAUUUGAAAGGCUAAGCGGUGAUAUUUAAAGGGGCGUCAGCACUUCCGCCCGAGGGCCUACGCCGGCGAUGGCUCAGGUCCCGUCCCCGCCUCCCCCGGGGGAGACGUCCAGCGGAGCUGUGGCAGAGAGCUGGUGCUACACACAGGUUAAAGUGGUGAAGUUCUCGUACAUGUGGACCAUAAACAACUUCAGUUUCUGCCGAGAGGAGAUGGGGGAGGUGCUGAAGAGCUCGACCUUCUCGUCGGGUCCGAACGACAAGAUGAAGUGGUGUCUGCGUGUGAACCCAAAGGGACUGGAUGACGAAAGCAAAGACUAUCUCUCCUUGUAUUUACUACUUGUUAGCUGUCCAAAAAGUGAAGUCCGAGCAAAGUUCAAGUUUUCUUUAUUGAACGCGAAACGAGAAGAAACUAAAGCUAUGGAAAGCCAAAGAGCAUACCGAUUUGUCCAAGGGAAGGACUGGGGCUUCAAAAAGUUUAUUCGGAGGGACUUUUUGCUUGACGAGGCAAACGGACUCUUACCGGAUGACAAGCUCACACUGUUCUGUGAGGUGAGCGUUGUGCAGGACUCUGUGAACAUCUCUGGCCAGUCCAACAUGAACAUGCUGAAGGUUCCGGAAUGCCAGCUGUCGGACGACCUGGGGAACCUGUGGGAGUGCUCCAGGUUCACAGACUGCAGCCUCUACGUCGGGGGGCAGGAGUUCAAAGCCCACAAAUCCAUAUUAGCAGCCAGAUCCCCAGUUUUUAAUGCCAUGUUUGAACAUGAAAUGGAAGAAAGUAAAAAGAACAGAGUAGAUAUCAGCGACGUCGACCCGGACGUUUUCAAGGAACUGAUGGGCUUCAUCUACACGGGGAAAGCGCCGAAUCUGGAGAAAAUGGCCGACAACCUGUUGGCCGCCGCUGACAAAUACGCGCUGGAGCGCUUAAAGGUCAUGUGCGAGGAGGCUCUCUGCAGCAGCCUCUCGGUGGAGAACGUGGCGGACAUCCUCAUCCUGGCCGACUUGCACAGCGCCGAGCAGCUCAAAGCACAAGCCAUAGAUUUUAUCAACAGGUGCAGCGUCCUCAGACAGCUGGGCUGCAAAGACGGAAAAAACUGGAAUAACAAUCACGCAGCGGACAUAAUGGAGACGGCGGGCUGGAAGUCCAUGAUCCAGUCCCACCCCCACUUAGUGGCGGAGGCCUUCCGCGCCCUGGCGUCGGCGCAGUGCCCCCCCUUCGGCCUCCCCAGGAAGCGCCUAAAACAGUCCUGACUCGCCCUGGUCCUUUAAAAAAAAAAAACAAAAAAAAAAAACACAAACUUUCACAGGAGAAAACACAAAAAGGAGUCUGCUGGCAUUUCUGCUCCCCGCCCUGCCCCGAACCCCGAACCCCAAAUUGAGCUAUGGAACUAAUUCUGGUCUAGAGCGGUUGUUGCUGCUUCUUGGGCAGGAGCAGGAGGGGUGGGUGGGGAGGGGGGGGGACGCUAGGCGACUACUCGACGGCGUCCCGCAUCGCUUCUUCAACAGACGGGAGUUUGCUUUUGGUCUUUCCGCUUUAUUUACAAUCUUUUCUGUGAUUUCAAAAAGGCCUUAAACUGUCCGCCAUUGCUCCAGAGUUUAUAUUGUUACUUCCGUAUUUAACUGUGUGCCUGUCUUAAGAGACCAGACCUCCGGAUUGCACUAGUUCCCAUAAUGCAGCAGUUUUGAUAUGGAGUUCUAUAGGAAUGUUUCGAUAUGUGUUUGAUUAAUGGGAAAUAUUGUGUGUCGUUAAUGUUUAGCUCCUUUUGUGACUAGACAUUAAAAAAGUGUGAACAUUUUGA
Molecule: messenger RNA, 2165 nt
Organism: Anguilla rostrata (American eel)
Lineage: Eukaryota; Metazoa; Chordata; Actinopteri; Anguilliformes; Anguillidae
Gene: spopla
Product: speckle type BTB/POZ protein like a
Exons: 12
Coding region: 439-1617 (392 amino acids)
Biological process (GO): regulation of proteolysis; proteasome-mediated ubiquitin-dependent protein catabolic process
Cellular component (GO): nucleus; cytoplasm
Molecular function (GO): ubiquitin protein ligase binding
Source: RefSeq, a predicted model, not a curated record